This is a messenger RNA of Nymphaea colorata (pocket water lily), 1826 nucleotides long. RefSeq names its product BTB/POZ domain and ankyrin repeat-containing protein NOOT1-like. The record is from RefSeq and is a predicted model, not a curated record. Bases 311 to 1678 code for a protein of 455 amino acids. Gene Ontology annotation, molecular function: protein binding. The transcript is spliced from 2 exons. NCBI's taxonomy places the organism in Eukaryota, Viridiplantae, Streptophyta, Magnoliopsida, Nymphaeales, Nymphaeaceae. Gene Ontology annotation, biological process: plant organ development.
AGGGAAAGAGAGGGAGAGAGGGGAAAAAAAAAGAAGAGAGUAAAAAUAUAAAGGCAUCACAUCCAUCCAUCCACUCAUUCAUGAAUGAGUGAGUGAGUGUGUGAUUGUCUUGCUUUCCUCUCCAAACCCCUGAGAAGCCCUCCUCUCACUGUCUCUCAAAUGACAUCUGAGUGAAAUCCCAACGGCAAGCAGAAAAGGAGGAGGUCGAGGAAGAAAAAGGAGAGAACAACAACGGACAGGGACAGGCGGAAGAGAAAAGGAGGCGGAGAAAGAGGUUCUGAAGAAAUCGAGAGAGAGGGAGGGAGGAGAGAUGAGCUUCGAGGAAUCGAUGAAAUCGCUGUCAUUGGAUUACCUGAACCUGCUGAUCAACGGGCAGGCUUUCAGCGACGUGACGUUCAGCGUGGAGGGGAGGUUGGUGCACGCGCACAGGUGCAUACUGGCGGCGAGGAGCCUGUUUUUCAGGAAGUUCUUCUGCGCGCCGGAGGCGGAGGUGGUUGUGAGGGGCGGCGGAGGAGGGCACCACCCGACCAGGGUGGUGGUCGGCGGCGGGGCGUCUCAGGUCAUACCGGUGAACUCGGUGGGCUACGAGGUGUUCCUGCUGCUGCUGCAGUUCCUCUACAGCGGGCAGGUCUCCAUCGUGCCGCAGAAGCACGAGCCGCGGCCCAAUUGCACCGACCGCGGCUGCUGGCACACCCAUUGCACCUCCGCCAUCGACCUCGCACUCGACACCCUCGCCGCCUCCCAGUAUUUUGGCGUCGAACAAUUAGCCCUUCUCACGCAGAAACAGCUGGCUGCCAUGGUGGAGAAGGCGUCUAUUGAGGACGUGAUGAAGGUGCUGAUGGCCUCCAGGAAGCAAGAGAUGCACCACCUUUGGUCCACCUGCUCCCACCUAGUAGCAAACUCAGGCCUGCCCUCCGAGAUCCUCUCCAAGCACCUGCCAUUAGACGUUGUAUCCAAAAUUGAGGAGCUCCGCCUCAACUCCACCCUCUCCCGGCGGUCGCUUCUCCAUGACAUAGGCGGUCCUACUCCUUCUUCCUCCCCCUCCGCCACCACCGGCGACGACAAGCCGCAGAAGAUCCGCCGGAUGCAGCGGGCUCUCGACUCCUCCGACGUCGAGCUCGUGAAGCUCAUGGUGAUGGGGGAAGGCCUGAACCUCGACGAAGCUCUCGCCCUCCACUACGCCGUUGCCAAUUGCAGUCGGGAGGUCGUCAAGGCCCUGCUCGAGCUCGGCGCUGCCGACGUCAACCACCGCGCGGAGCCCAGCCGGAAGACGCCGCUCCACAUUGCCGCGGAGAUGGUGAACCCUGACAUGGUGGCCGUGCUGCUGGACCACCACGCGGACCCGAACGUCCGGGCGGCAGACGGCGCGACUCCCAUCGACAUUCUCCGGUCGCUCACUUCCGACUUCUUGUUCAAAGGUGCAGUACCUUGCCUCCCCCACAUUGAGCCCAACAAGCUGCGGCUAUGCCUGGAGCUCGUCCAGUCUGCUGCACUGGUGCUGUCCAGGGACGAAUGCAAUGGCACCGGCGGCAGCGCGGGCUCCGGCAUGGAAGGCCAGAUGGUCUAUCUCAAUCUUGGUGGCGCAGAUUUGGGGUGUAAAUACGACGGCGAAUCCGGGAACGAUGGCGAGAGGUACUGUAAUCAGAUUCCAGGAUCCCUCUAUUCGCAUGGGUUCUAGCCAAAUGAUAUCUUGUACCUGUUUUACUAUCAGAAUUUGAAUCUCUUGUUACCCUUUUUCUUCCUGAGUAUAACCAUGAGGACUUGCCCCCUCCCCACUCUCUACUGUUAACACAUUCUAAAAGUACAAUUCUUACUAUUAACUUCAA